Molecule: messenger RNA, 784 nt
Organism: Saccoglossus kowalevskii
Lineage: Eukaryota; Metazoa; Hemichordata; Enteropneusta; Harrimaniidae
Product: receptor-interacting serine/threonine-protein kinase 1-like
Biological process (GO): signal transduction; protein phosphorylation
Molecular function (GO): ATP binding; protein binding; JUN kinase kinase kinase activity
Source: RefSeq, a predicted model, not a curated record
UUUAUAUGAUAGCACAUAACUGGUCGACCAUUAUUGAGUGAAUAUGGCACAAUCAAAGCUUAUUCAAACGUGCAAAAGCAAAAUUACCAACAAGAAGCGAAUUGGUAGUGGUAGUUUUGGUGAUGUGUAUAAAGUGAGUCAUACCGAUUGGGGUGAAGUUGCUUUGAAAGAGAUGAAGAACUUUGAAAAAGCCACUGAUAGGGACAAACGGUCACUUGAAAAAGAAGCCACUUUAUUAUCUUCUUUACGUUGCAAGCAUAUAGUUUUACACUACGGCAUUAUCAAGGAACCUUGCAGUUUUGGCUUAGUAAUGGAAUUGAUGCAUCAUGGAUCUGUGAAGCAAUUCCUAGAAAAUUAUGAUGUUGCAUGGGCAAUGAAAGUCGACAUGGUGCACAGCAUUAUACUCGGGAUGAACUAUCUCCACACCACAGCAGAAAUUGUACAUAGAGACUUGAAAAUUGAAAAUGUGCUUGUUAAUAGACGUUUCCAAACAAAGGUGUCUGAUUUUGGUUUGGCCAUAUGGAAUAGAUGUUCUACGCGAUAUCGCAAAAAAUCGUCAUAUGAACUAAUUGGCACUAUAAGUCAUAUAGCACCAGAGAGUCUGGAAGAUAUCAACAAAAAACCGACUUAUGAGUUUGAUGUUUACAGUUUUGGAAUAACUUUGUGGGAAUUUAUUACCAUGGAAGUACCAUUUGAAAGGUGGGCAGAUCAUAGCAUAGGAUCAAGAGAUGAACUACAAGGGGUAGAGAAGUUCACAACAGUUGGUCGGAAGAUCACAGUAUAG